UCGGAUUAUCCUCCUUGAAAUAUAUGAGAAGUUUGGUCUCAUCAAAAGGGGAACGCGGCCGCGGGGAAGGAGAAUAGGGGAGUGGGAAGUAGUGCAAUCGAGAACUGGUUGUCUUAUCUUUUUUGUUUUUUAUGGGAAGUAGGCUCUGGAUGGGGAAAGAGGAACUGGUAGUCUGUCUACUUCGUGAAAAAUAAGCCUUGGAAAGAUAAUGAAAAAGGAACGAAAGGAAAGAACUACAAACAUUGGGCCUUACUGCCGAGCCCACCCAGUUGUAAAAUAGCAAAACCCAAUCCUCUUUGCCUCGUUAUGCUUAAACCCUAGAACUGGAAAUCUGUCUACUUCGUCUUUCUCCGUAGCAGCUUCAAUGGCCGCGACCAACCCACCUACUGCGCCACCGUCGUCGAGUUCCAAAGUUGUAGAGAAAGCUGUCAAUGCGCUUAUCAAGUGGAGAGAUUCCAAAUUGAAGACACUGAAACCUCAACUCCUCGAGCAUGACGAGUUUGUAUUCCUGAUUUUGACGCUCAAGAAGAUCCCACAGAAAGGCCGCAUCAACGCCCACAAAAUUCCCCUCCCUCACCCUCUCACCGAACCCAUCACCUCGGAGCUCUGCCUCAUCAUUGACGAUCGCUCCAAAUCCUAUCUCACCAAGGAAUCGGCCCAGAAUAAGAUCAAGGGCCAGAAUAUUCCUAUCUCCAAGGUCUUGAAGCUUUCGAAGCUUAAGACCGAUUACCGACCUUUCGAGGCCAAGCGGAAGCUCUGUGAUUCCUACGACAUGUUUUUUGCGGAUAAGAGGGUGAUUCCCUUGUUGCCUAGGCUGCUGGGGAGGCAGUUCUUUAAGAAGAAGAAGAUUCCAGUGCCUAUGGACUUGAAGCACCAGAACUGGAAAGAGCAGAUUGAAAAGUCAUGUGCUUCUGCGAUGCUGUAUUUGAGUACAGGAACUUGUAGUGUCGUGAAGGUGGCGAGGCUCUCGAUGGGGAAAGAGGAAAUCGUGGAGAAUUUAGUGGCUGCCAUCAAUGGGAUUGCCGAAACUGUGCCGAAGAAGUGGGGAAAUGUGAGGUCUUUCCAUGUGAAGUUGCUUGAGAGCUUGGCAUUGCCUAUUUAUCAGGGUGCCCCAGGUAUUGAUGAUAUCAAGCUGAAGAUACAGGGAGUGAAGGAUCAAGAUGUGGAUUUCAAGGAGGAAGAGGGUGGAGAGGCUGUUAAGGAUGAGGAAGUGGAGAUGAAGAAGAAAAAGAAGGGGAGGAUACAUGAGGUCAGGAAUAUGGAUAGGAAUGUUGGCGGGAUUUUUGAUGAGGAUGAAAUGGGUGGUUUUGAGGGCGAGGAUGGUAUGAAUGAUACGAAUGGUGAGAUGGGUGGUAGUGAAUUAGUGGGUAUGACGAGAAAGAUGGCAGAUGAGGGGAAAGCUGAGGAUGAUAAAGUGGCAAGGAAGGCAGCUAAGGUGAAGAAAGUUGGGUUGCCCAUUAAUGGGACGAGUGAGGAUAGCAUCAAGCAAAAGAAACAAAAGAACGGCGGGUUUUCAUUGAAAACUGAGGAAGUGAAGGACAAGGAAAAGAAGAAGAAAAUGCUCAAUGCUUUAUGAUUGUCUUUUUCUGUGGUAUUCUAGAGGAGCUUAUCGUGGUAACUUUUGAACAGGUCUUUUUGGUUGCUUGUUAUAUUUAUGAAAUUGGGUUGAUCGAUUACUUUAUCUUGCAAGUUGUAACUUGAUUGGGAGAGAUUGUUGUAGCAGGUCUUUUUGGUUGAUUAUUUUUAUGAAAUUGGUUAGCAGAUUAACUUGAC
This is a messenger RNA of Tripterygium wilfordii, 1773 nucleotides long. Its product is annotated as ribosomal L1 domain-containing protein 1-like. Gene Ontology annotation, cellular component: 90S preribosome. Bases 365 to 1576 code for a protein of 403 amino acids. The transcript has a single exon. Lineage: Eukaryota; Viridiplantae; Streptophyta; Magnoliopsida; Celastrales; Celastraceae. The record is from RefSeq and is a predicted model, not a curated record.